Cladocopium goreaui is the source of this 1092-nucleotide messenger RNA. Lineage: Eukaryota; Dinophyceae; Suessiales; Symbiodiniaceae. The record is from the annotation of a GenBank genome assembly.
AUGGACCAAGCUAUUUUCACAUUGCCCAACAUGACCUUUGCUCUGAGCUCGCCGUGGCUGGCUUGGCAUUUGCUAGCUACGCCUGUGCUGGGCAUAGACAACGGCAUCGGCCUUACCCCACCGCGGGGCUGGAGAUCCUGGAAUGCUUUUGAUUGUAUGGAGACACGGACUAUCCUAACACAAUCCCACAUGAUGGCUCAGAUGGAUGCCGUGCUGGACAAAUCUCGUUUGGUCAAUGGACAGCCGACAAGUUUAGCGGAGUUGGGCUUUAACUGGAUAAGUAUGGAUGAUGGCUGGCAGCGCUGCAACUGCAGUGUGCGACAGGACCUGGAUCCAAGCCUGCCAAAGUGCGAUGGAAACUUGUGCUUUGGAGGUCACUGCUCGUGGCAUGACUCUCAAGGACAACCGGUGGUGCGGAAAGAUCGAUUUCCAGAUAUGAAGAAAUUGGUGAGCUACGGGCAUGCACGACAACUGAAAGUUGGAACGUACCUCAACAAUUGCAUUUGUAAUGAACAUGGUUUGCCGCACUACGCAAAUGAUGUGAAGUGGAUGGUGAACGAAAUGGGCUUCGAUGGCGUGAAGAUUGACAAUUGCGGAAGCUCCACCAAUGUCUCCUACUGGGCUGAGCUCCUGAACGCCACAGGAAAGGCGAUUCGCAUAGAGAAUUGCCACAACUCCUGGCCUGACUUCAAGACCGGCUUUUGCCCGAUGAACUUCUUCAGAACAGGUGGGGACAUCAGCGCGGACAUCAAUUCCAUCAUCACCGAAGCUUAUGCAACUGUCGAUGCAGCAGAUUUGCCAGAACCUCGUUCACGUCCAGGAUGCUGGGCUUAUCCAGAUAUGAGCGAGGUGGGAAACUUUGCUGGACCUCAUCGUGAUGAUCAAGAGCGAACACAUUGGGGGUUGUGGUGUGUUGUCUCGUCACCCCUCAUCCUUGGCUUUGACAUGAACGAUUCCGAGACCAUGGACAGGGUGUGGCCAAUCAUCACCAACUUGGACGCUUUAGCAAUCUCAGAAGCCUGGAUUGGACACCCUGGUACACUGAAUCUUGGUGCGAAAAGAGACCAGUUUUUAGAUAUUACCGGUGAGUAG